AUGUCUUCUCCAGACGAUCACUUCAUCAUCCCUCAGGUCACUAGUGAAAACACCUUGUUUGAAUUCAAAGACAAGAAGCCUUCUAGACAGGCCAGCAACGAAAACAUGGAUCCCGAAUACUUCUUGCACCGUGCCAACCGCUUUGACAGCUACGACGAAGAAAAGGAUGCCAACCCAACCCACGCUAGCCAUCCCAAUGGUUACCAGCCUGUCACUAGUGUCUAUCCCACCGGAGAUCCCAGAGGUCCCGCCGGUGAUUGUCACAUGGGAAACUUUGGUGCACUUGCCAUCUUGUCUUUUGCCGUUGUUACUUCACUCUUGGCUACCAACAACCUGUUCUUGCCUGACAAGCCAAAUAACAUUAUUUUCCCAACCGCAUUAGUGUUUGGUGGUUUUGCUCAAGUUGUUGCUGGAUUCAUGUGCUUUUUCCGUGGGAAAACAUUCAAUGGUACCCUGUUUGUGUCUUAUGGUUCUUUCUGGCUGGGUAACGGAAUGAUGAUGCACCCCGGACUCCAUACUGCGUAUGAUGCCUAUACUGAUAAACACGAUCUCGAUAUUGCCAAUGCUUACUAUCACUUUGUCUGGGCAAUCUACACCAUUCUCAAUGUCGGCAUCUCUAUGAAGGUCCGGGGGGGAAACUUCUUGCUUACCUUUAACUUGUUCUUCGUAUUCUGUACCCUGUUCCUCGAAGGCUUCUUCUAUACUACCGGUCAUAUCGUCAUUCUUCGAAUCUCAGGUGUCACAGCCUAUCUGGCAGCUAUCGGUGCAUUCUACUCGGGUGUGGUUGAUAUUUUGGAAGAACAAGGCGUAGAACUCCCAAUAGGUGUCUACAAGAAGAAAUAG
Phycomyces blakesleeanus NRRL 1555(-) is the source of this 843-nucleotide messenger RNA. RefSeq lists its product as hypothetical. The record is from RefSeq and is a predicted model, not a curated record. Bases 1 to 843 code for a protein of 280 amino acids. The transcript has 3 exons. Gene Ontology annotation, molecular function: acetate transmembrane transporter activity. Lineage: Eukaryota; Fungi; Mucoromycota; Mucoromycetes; Mucorales; Phycomycetaceae. Gene Ontology annotation, cellular component: plasma membrane.